GCUAAAAUAUAAAUUUCCGUUUUGAAUACAAAACCUGCUCUCUACCAAAACUUUUAAUGGAGACUGUGGGCCUCUGAAUUUUCGCCUGGGUUGGCAGGUCUGUAGCCGCUGCAAUUUCCAUGGAAUCAAAUGAAAUAUUUAAAAAGAUAACAGCUCCGCCAACUGAUCAUGGAAGUAGCGCUACUGCCAGCCGAAACCAACUCUAUUAGCAUAGGUCAGCUCACGCUUUGCCAAAAGAUAACAUAGGCGCCAGUUGAGAGUCUUCGAAGCCCGUACACGUGCGCCCAACGGAUAAGCUGCUUUGUUUACGUAAAUAGUCGCAGUUACAAAAUGAUGGAAAACACCACGCAGACCUCAGCCCAAAAGGCCAAUCCCGUCAAGUCCUUUAUUGCUGGAGGCUUUGGCGGGAUGUGUAACGUGGUUGUGGGCCAUCCGCUGGACACGAUUAAAGUUCGCCUUCAAACCAUGCCAAUGCCUUUACCAGGACAACCUCCCAGAUACAAAGGAGUCGCCGAUUGUGCCGUCCAGACAUUUCGAAAGGAAGGAAUCCGAGGGUUCUACAGAGGAAUUUCCGCUCCCCUAAUGGGGGUUACACCCAUCUACGCUGUUGACUUUGCGGUUUAUGCAGCGGGAAAGCGAAUGUUUCAAACGGACGACAAUGUAGCCCUCACCUAUCCCCAGAUCUUCGUAGCGGGAGCUCUGGCGGGGGUUUGUUCCGCUCUGGUCACCGUGCCCUCCGAUCGAAUCAAGGUGCUCCUGCAAACGCAAACAGUUUCUGGUGGACCCAUGCUCUAUCAUGGCACAUUAGACACCGCAGUAAAGCUCUACAGGCAGGGAGGCAUCAGGAGCUUGUUUAAGGGAACUUGUGCUUGUAUUCUUAGAGAUUCCCCAACUGGUUUUUACUUUGUGACCUACGAGUUCCUACAGGACUUGGCCAGAAAGAAGUCUCAAACGGGAAAGAUCAGCACUGCAUCCACUAUUCUAUCUGGCGGUACAGCUGGUAUGGUGUUUUGGACUUUGGCCGUUCCGUUCGACGUACUUAAAAGUCGCCUCCAGUCAGCACCCGAAGGCACUUAUAAGCACGGCAUUCGCAGUGUGUUCCGGAAGCUCAUGGCUAGCGAAGGCCCCAGAGCUCUGUUUCGAGGCAUUUUGCCAAUAUUAUUACGUGCCUUUCCAUCAACCGCUGCUGUAUUCUUUGGUGUGGAGCUGGCCAAUGAUUUUUUGAAAGCAUAGAUUUGUAAAUUUUAUAUUUUAGAGAGGCUGUUUUAUAGAAUAAUAAUGUUGUUA
Drosophila bipectinata is the source of this 1287-nucleotide messenger RNA. RefSeq names its product Mitochondrial Magnesium Exporter 1 (gene MME1). Gene Ontology annotation, biological process: carnitine transmembrane transport; mitochondrial transport. NCBI's taxonomy places the organism in Eukaryota, Metazoa, Arthropoda, Insecta, Diptera, Drosophilidae. Gene Ontology annotation, cellular component: mitochondrial envelope. Gene Ontology annotation, molecular function: O-acyl-L-carnitine transmembrane transporter activity. The record is from RefSeq and is a predicted model, not a curated record.